Populus euphratica (Euphrates poplar) is the source of this 1657-nucleotide messenger RNA. RefSeq lists its product as uncharacterized. The coding region runs from base 112 to 1452 and encodes 446 amino acids. Gene Ontology annotation, molecular function: protein binding. Lineage: Eukaryota; Viridiplantae; Streptophyta; Magnoliopsida; Malpighiales; Salicaceae. The transcript has 10 exons. The record is from RefSeq and is a predicted model, not a curated record.
GUGACUCGACUGACUUAACCCUAUAUAUCAUCAUCCCUUUGUUCAAAAAAAAUUUAGUUUCCUCUCCUCUUUACAAUCUGUGUGCACAAUAUAUAAAUAGAUAAAUAGUAUAUGUCAUACUACCAGCGGUUAGAAGAAAUGAAUUACAUGGCGGAAGAGGCAGAAAUGGUUGAUUUCGUUGACGAAAUGAAUGGAGGAGCAGCCGCCGCCGCUGGUGGUGUAGAAGAUGUUGAAGCUGAUGAAUAUGAGUUGAUUACCAAGGUUACGGAUACCUCAUCUGGGCAAGCCAGAAACGGGCAGGACAUACAGGGUAUUCCCUGGGAAAGAUUGAAUAUAAGCAGGGAAAAUUACAGAUCUACGAGGCUUGAGCAGUACAAGAAUUAUGAGAACAUCCCCUUAUCUGGCGAAGCUGUCGAUAAGGAGUGCAAACAAAUGGAGAAGGGUGGCAAUUACUACGAGUUCUUUUAUAAUACUAGAUCGGUUAAGCCCACCAUUCUUCAUUUUCAGCUCAGGAACUUGGUCUGGGCCACUUCGAAGCAUGAUGUAUAUCUUAUGUCUAAUUAUUCAGUCAUGCACUGGUCAUCCAUAUCUGGCAAUUUGUCUGAGGUCAUCGAUUUUGCAGGACAUGUAGCCCCUUCUGAGAAACAUGCUGGAAGUUUGUUAGAAGGUUUCACCCAAACUCCAAUCAGCACUAUAGCAGUCAAAGAUAAUUUUCUUGUUGCUGGGGGCUUCCACGGAGAGCUUACAUGCAAACGAUUGGAUAAACAAGGAGUUAGCUUUUGUACCCGCACUACAUAUGAUGACAAUGCCAUCACGAAUGCUAUUGAGAUAUAUGACAGCAUGAGGGGUGGAAUCCAUUUCAUGUCAUCCAACAAUGAUGGUGGUCUUAGAGAAUAUGACUUGGAGACAUUUCAACUUUUGAAUCACUUUCGUUUCCCUUGGCCAGUGAAUCACACAUCAGUGAGCCCUGACCGGAGGCUAAUAGCAGUUGUUGGAGAUAACUUGGAUGGAUUGUUGGUGGAUUCACAAAGUGGGAAGACUGUAUCCACCGUGGAAGGUCACCUAGAUUAUUCUUUUGCAUCAGCAUGGCACCCAGAUGGACGUGUUUUUGCCACAGGGAAUCAGGAUAAGACUUGCCGAGUGUGGGAUAUAAGAAAGUUGUCGUCGCCUACUGCUAUCCUCAAGGGAAACUUGGGUGCGGUUCGAUCAAUUUGCUAUUCAUCAGAUGGCCAAUUCAUGUAUGUAGCCGAACCUGCAGAUUUUGUGCAUGUUUAUAGUACACAGGAUGAUUACAGGAGACGGCAAGAGAUUGAUUUCUUUGGUGAGAUUUCAGGAGUAGCUCUUAGCCCAGAUGAUGAAUCUUUGUAUAUAGGAAUCUGGGACCGUACUUAUGCGAGCUUGCUACAGUAUAACAGAAGGCAUACGUAUGGAUAUCUCGAUUCCUACUUGUAAUUUGUAUCAAAGUAUCUUCUUCUUCACUGAGCAUCUGCCCAAGCUUGUACCCACCUUUUUGCACUCUUCUCGUUAGGUCUGAUAUGAAAUCAAAGAUGAGGAUAAAAUAAGAUACUCUUGGUUAGAACUUUCUUUAGAGCAUGUAUAGUAACAUUUUGAUCAUUUCAUGUAAUGAAUGCUGUCUUCGUCAACUCCAUUUUUCUUA